AUGGAAACCAAUGGGUUAUCUCUCAAGACUCAGGAAAUCGGGUCAAAAAGGAAGUGGGAGACUACCACAGACCUCAGCCGCCGCUUUUGCAGUAAUCAACAUGAAAAUCCAUGGAAUGAUGGUUCGCUCACUACCUCGCUAGGGAGCCAUAAAGAUUUCCGCUUUUGCAACCAACGUGAAAGUCCAUGGGAAGGCGGUAGAACAGAGCAUCAGGACAAAAUGAAUGGGAUAAUCACUUGUUUGGUUUGUGGCAAGGAAGGACAUUACAGUUGUGACUACCCUUUCAAGGAUCAGGAGCACAAAGUCAUUUGCACACUCUGUAGCAAAAAUGGCCACUGGAGCAUAUCGUGUUGCCAGCAGAACAAGUCGGAGAAUCGCGCUUGCACCCGCUGUGGAGAGAUAGGGCAUAGUACUAGUACACAUGGUCUCCUCAGUUGCUCAAGCUGUGACGAAUAUCAUCCGCAUGGAGAGUGUCGAUUGAGCAAAGUUAAAUGCUUUAUUUGUGAAAGUCAGGAUCAUUAUCCUGCUCAGUGCCCCUUGAAUUGGGUAUUGAAUGCAGCGUUUCAGGAUCAAAGAGAGAACUUCCAAGCUGCUCUGUGGCUUGCACUAUCAAAACAAGUCAACACAUUAUCUAAACGGACCUGCCAUCAAGUCAGUCCAAUAGCCAGGGCAUACAACUUAAGGCCAAGGAUAUGCUUUACAUGCCGUGAAGAAGGUCAUGUUGCCUUUUACUGUCCUCAGAAAAGAAGAUCAAUAUUGCCCGACCUAUCCAAAGAAUUUGAAGAGAGCAGCACCAUAGCUAAAUCCUCCAACCUGUCCAAAGAAUUAGAAGAACGGGACCCUGGUACUGCUAGUGCUAAACAAUCAUCAAAAAUGAAAUCGGCAUCGGUUCUUCGAUGUGUUAGCUGUGGUCAGGAAGGGCACAGGGCCAGGAGCUGUCCAACACGAGUGUUUAUAUGCUCCUUAUGCAAUGAAGAAGGCCACCGGGCCAGGAGCUGUCCAACACGAGUGUUUAUAUGCUCCUUAUGCAAUGAAGAAGGCCACAAAGCCAAGAAAUGCCCUCAGAAGCUCCAGAAGCGUUAA
Molecule: messenger RNA, 1083 nt
Organism: Triticum turgidum subsp. durum (durum wheat)
Lineage: Eukaryota; Viridiplantae; Streptophyta; Magnoliopsida; Poales; Poaceae
Source: the annotation of a GenBank genome assembly